AUGUGGAACUUCAGUCUUUUCUCUCGAUCGCAGCCCAAGGCAGCCGAAGAAUCCCCCGUUUUUCCGUCGGAAAAGGACGCUCAGGAUGGAUCGAUACCUCCGGCUGAUGCUGAACCUAUCGAGAAAGAAAGCAGCGACAGCGAGUCCCAGACGACUCCAAAGGCAUCUGCGACGGCUGCACCUGCAGAUCCGAUACCGGCGCUGAACUUGGAUGGCGAUAACACAAAGGAAAAGUCGGACGAGCGGUCAGCUUCAAAUGGGCCUGCAAAGGAGCAGGAGCAGGAGCAGCAGGAGCCUUUGAAUUCCACGUCUGCGUCUCCAUCUGCAACGUCGAACAGCUCCUCCGUCAUGGCUCCUCCCCCGCCUCGACUACCGCAGCAGCAGCAGCAACCAAAACCCACAUCCUCGCAAACCAGUGCAGGCCAGUUUCUCGUCCCUCCCAAACUGAAGUCAUCCACUCCUCUCCGCCCACCGCCCUCUGCGGCCUCGUCCCUCCGCGUUCCCCCAUCGAGCCGUCCCACCAGCAGUACCCUUGCGCCCGCUCAGCGCAACUCCUCGCGAAAAGUCGUUCUCGAACCGGGGCACUCGCCUCUGGACUGGGCCGCGCUGACGUCGAAUCCGAACAACAACCUGCGGGGCGCCAAUCUGCCGCCGCAUUACAUCCGGGUGACGCCGUCGAUGCUGAAGGCGCACAAGUGGGCGGAAGGGUGUCGACGCAUGGACGUCGUACAAGGGGAAGGUGUACAACAUCACGCCGUAUAUACCGUUUCAUCC
Molecule: messenger RNA, 774 nt
Organism: Rasamsonia emersonii CBS 393.64
Lineage: Eukaryota; Fungi; Ascomycota; Eurotiomycetes; Eurotiales; Trichocomaceae
Product: Heme/steroid binding protein
Exons: 1
Source: RefSeq, a predicted model, not a curated record